AUGCCGUCCUCCAAUCCACCUGAUGACAUGCAAUCAGUGCAUAACCUGGGCCCCGCCGGCCAACAGGUUAUGAGCCCAAGCGCUCAGGGCUUGGCUUUGGAUGGUGAAGAUCGAGGUCCCGACUACGGCGGUGAAGCUGCUGCAACUGGAAUGGAUGGUGGUGGCCCAUGCGGGAUACUGAUGAAUGGUGUUGCUGGAUCUCGGGCUCAGCGGGUUUUUUCGACCUAUGGGUCGGUGGUGCCCCCUGACUCUGAUGUUGACACUGCACGUAUCCCUGGGCAGACUGCAGCUUCUGUUUCGGACGCUACGACAGCUGAUGACACCGGACCGGGCGCGGCGACCAACGUGGGACACACGUAUACUAGGAAUGCGGACGUACGCAUCGUGACGGCGCCGGCAGCAACUGUACAAGAGAUGACCACUACGACGACCGUGGAGCAGUAUGCUGCACUGCCUGUGGCUGAGGUGACAAUGAGCUCUCAGACUAACCAUCUGGGGUUUUCUCCUCCGGAGGAGCUGUUGGAUGGGUCACCACGGGCAGCGGGUGCCAACAAUGGGCCAGUAUGGAUUGCACGCCUUGGAGAAUUUCUCCAACGCAGGGUGACUCAAGCGGGGGCUAUCUUGGAGAGGACGACGAGGCAAACUCCGACCCUUUCCCCGCCAGCGAGUUGGGCCCAAGAUCCAGGGCGCUUGUUCACGCCAGAGGCUGAGCAGGUGAUGCAGUCUUGGAAUAGGCGUGCACCCCUCCUACAUGGUCCUGUUCCUCCUCGUGACAUUGAGUCAUCAAGUGGUUCCUUGACGCAGGAGCAGAUCCUACAAGAAGUUCAGCGGCAAGUUCAAUCUGCUAUGAGGGAUCACCAGGAGGAGCUCAAGAGGACUAAAGGACGCCAAGAGGCCUUGGAAGAAGAGAACAAUCGGCUUCGAGGUUCACUACGGCAACUGCUGGAAGCAGGAGUUCCUGUGCGGGACACGAAUCAACUUGAUGGUGGCGGCAAUCUGGUAGGACCUCCAGGAGAUCCUGAGCACACGCUCGCUACGCCUCCCGGACUUGCACGAGGUGGUGGGGCAAUCCUGCUGGACUACCACGACACGCUGAAGUUGUUCAGGGUGAAGUUGGUGAGCAACGUGUACGUGCAGAAGAGCAAGCAAGGCAUCCAGCGGCCGGUAGUGUACGAUUCAACCUACUUGAAGGUGAUCUUGGUGUGCAUCAAGAAGGGCAUGAACGUGGAGCGACAAGACCUGAAUCGGGGGCUUCUGCAUGUGAUCCUCUUGGCCUUGGACAUGGAAGGCAGUCAAGGGGGGCAGGAGUUUCCCAGGAGGCUCUACGUGCACCGGGACAACACCGUGGUGAAACCAGGUCUGGUUGAUCUCCCGCGCCUUGCCGAAGCAUCGGAUACGAGUGCCAUAGAUGUGGGAGACUGGCUUCACAGCCUCAUGAACCCUAUGGGAGACCUCUCCAACUCCUCUUCUUCUUGGUGGCACGCGAUCCUCACAUCCCUCGAGGCCUAUUACCAGGCAUAUCUACGAGCUUCCACUAGAGACAAGCUGAGUUUGAGGCCGGAGACGUUUGCCUGCGCUGAGGUUGGGGAUAGCAAGUGGUCACGGGUAGACAAGCGAGCGGCAUCCAUGAUCCUUGCCAGUCUUCCGGAGUCGGUGAGGGGCGAGGUUAUGGCGGCAAGACUUUCCGGCACGCUACAGAUUUUGGCUCGGGUGAUGGUGCUUUAUCGACCAGGAGGAGCAGCAGAACGACAGCAGGUGUUGAAGGCUCUGGAGAGUCCUACAAUCGCCAACACACCCCUUGAGGCCGUGGAAGCGCUACGGCGAUGGUCUCGUUGGCUGAGAAGGGCAGAAGAUGUGGGACUACAACCCCCAGAUUCCAGCGUAUUGCUGAAAGGCCUGGACAUGAUGGUUCGGAAGCCCAUCACGGAGAGCAGUGAGAUAUCGUUCCGCAUCGGCAUCCUCCGAUACAACCUGGAAGUGGACACGAAGCCUUGCACUGCCACGGUCAAAGAGCUACACCAAGCGCUGCUGUCUGAGUUUGAGCAGGUUGCCUUCAAGGGGAGGCAGAUGCUUCACUUGUGGAAGCAAGCAGCAUGUCCAGAAAGAGUGUCCUACACGCCCCAGGAGCCCAGCGAAGACAACACCGACGGCUGCGACAUCGUCCAAGACCACAACUACUUCUUCAUCUGGCACCUCUGGCGAACCUCCUGCUUCAACAUCGGCGGCUUCCCUGAAUGCCCUUCCACCAAGUACAGAGCUGACGUUCAGUCGCUUUUGAGAGAGGCCAAUAUGAUGUUGCGCCAGAUGACACAGAUGAACCUCAAGACCCUGACUUUGGCCACAGUGGAGCGAGAAGCAGCUUGUCGAACAGGCUUGUUGGAUUCUGGAGCGUCGCAUGCGUACAGGAUUGGGUCAGAGGAAGAGUUCCAAGCGGCCACAAAAGUGCAGGUCCAAUUGGCAGACGGCAAGGAGGUUGAGCUACGGCAGACCUCAACGGGGACCCUUUUAUCCCCGAAUGAUCAGACGAGUCCCAUAGUCCCUCUCGGUGAACUCAUCGAGAGCCUGGACUGCACCUUGGAAUGGACUAGAGAUGGGAUGACGAUACAGCACCCCCAGCGAGGUGAAAUUCGUCCUCGCAUGGUCGCUAAUUGCCCGACGGUGACAGAAGGACAGGCGCUGGAGCUGAUCAGGGACAUAGAGGAGAAGAAGAAUCAGUUGGUGGAUGCUACAAGAUCUUCAGCGAAGUUGCUUUGGUGCUGGGACAAGGAGCAAUCCUGGUCGCAGCAUCUGUUUGACUUCUUGGAUACAGGGUCAAGGACUGCUCAACUUCGGGCCAUGGAGGCGGAGGAUUCUCCGUUCAAGGGGCUGUCAGCUUCUGUGCGAGCUGCCUUGGCUGAGGAGGUGGUUCUCAAUGUGGAUGCUGGCGCUAAGUACGUGAAGGCUAUGCCGAUAUCAAGAAGAAUGCGGCGAACGCUUUUGGCUGCCCCUUGGACAUUGCAUCUCUAUGCUGGAGCAGGCAAUCAUGGGGACUUGAAGUCUCUCGGGCCAAUGCUUGAGGUGGAUAUCCAGAUCUCCAAGGCCUAUGACCUUCGAAAAACCGCCGGAACUUACCGAGCUCUCCUCUGGUCCGCUGCACAGGGUUUACUUGAUGGUGUUGUUGGCGCCCCCCCUUGUCGAGGAACGGAGGACGAAGAGUUGGUAGCAAAGCAGAUGUGGCUGAUGAUGGUUGCGAAGGCUGCGAGGAUCAAGAGAACGGGUUUUCCGGUGUACUUGGCGAUGGAAGGAGACAGGCUGCUGGGUGAGCUCGCGAAGAAUGAAGAUGGCUGCUUACCGAAUGUGGCGAAAAUCUUCACGAACUACAAGGAUGCCAUGUGCUUGGAGACCUUGACUCCGGGUGUCCUUACCAACCUUGAUAUGCAGGGCUGGGACGGAUGCAUAAGAAGGUGA
This is a messenger RNA of Symbiodinium natans, 3447 nucleotides long. Lineage: Eukaryota; Dinophyceae; Suessiales; Symbiodiniaceae. The record is from the annotation of a GenBank genome assembly.